Molecule: messenger RNA, 1601 nt
Organism: Stegastes partitus (bicolor damselfish)
Lineage: Eukaryota; Metazoa; Chordata; Actinopteri; Pomacentridae
Product: tripartite motif-containing protein 65-like
Exons: 9
Coding region: 53-1531 (492 amino acids)
Molecular function (GO): protein binding
Source: RefSeq, a predicted model, not a curated record
CUUCCUGUUUCUCCAGCUGACUGCACACACACUUCAGCCUCCUCCAGCUGCAAUGGCUCAGGCCCUGCUCAGUGUGGACAAUGCCCAGUUCAGCUGCUCUAUCUGUCUGGAGUUGCUCAGGGAUCCAGUCACUAUUCCAUGUGGCCACAGCUACUGCAUGAGCUGCCUCACAAAAUACUGGGACCGUCAGGGAGUCUGCAACUGUCCACAGUGCAGAGCCACCUUCAGUCCCAGACCCAAGCUGGGUAGGAACAACCUGCUGGUAGAGAUGAUGCAGAAACUCAGUGCUGUGGGGCUGACUAAGGGCCCCUCUGCUCCCCCUCUGUAUGAGCUCUUGGCCCCUGCAGAGGGGGGCUUUGAGCACCCCACCUUUGAUGUGUCCUCUGUGCGUCCUGAAAGGACUGAUGGACAGAGGCUCCUGGGAGAAACACGGAGACAGUUGGCAGCACAAAUUAAAGAGAGGGAGUUCGAGGUUCAGCAGCUGAAACAAAGUCUGAAGUCUUUCUCUCAUAUGGCCAAAGCAGCGGUGAAGGACAGCAGCAGGAUCUUCUCAGAACUGAUGGAGUUUUUGGAGCAUCGUCGUGUUGAGAUGAAGGCGCUCAUCAGGGCUCAGGAGAAAGCUGAACUGAAUCGAGCUGAAAACCACCUCCAGCAUCUGGAGCGACAGAUCUCAGAGCUGAAGAGGAGAGACACUGAGCUGGAGGGACUUUCUCACACUCAGGAUCAGCGGCUGAUUGUGCAGAUAUGUCGUAGUCCAGUCCCUGCAGAGGCAAGCAGCUCUCUGACAGUCAGUCCACAUGUCUCCUUUGGACCUGUGAGGAGGGCCAUCUCAAACCUGAAGGAACAGCUGCAGAAUCUGUACCACACUGAAUUUCCAAGUGUCACCUCUGCAGUAAAAACUGUAAACCUUUUGCAGAUGGAAAAGCCCAACAAGGAAGUGUGUGAUGCAGCACAUGUUCCUGCUUUGGACAACAGAGCUGAUCUCCUGCAGUAUUUUUGUCUGCUGUCUUUGGACCCGUUCUCAGCACACAGGGAGCUUUGUCUGACUGAGGGAAACCGUGUGGUCAGACGAACUGGAGAAAUACAGACUUACCCUGAACACCCUGACCGGUUUGACUCGUGGGUCCAGGUGCUGUGUCGUGAGGGUCUAACAGGCCGUAACUACUGGGAGGUGGAGUGGGACGGCCAGCAGAUGGCACUGGGGCUCAGCUACGAGAACAUUGGAAGAAAGGGAUCAUCUGAUCACUGCAGGCUGGGAUACAAUCAUCUGUCCUGGAGUCUUCAGUGCAGCUCGUCCUCCGUGGUCUUCUGUCAUGAAAAACAGAAGAAGGUGGUGGAAGUUCCCUCUGGCUCUGUAUCCCGCAGGAUUGGGGUGUUUCUGGACCAAGAUGUAGGUCUGCUCUGCUUCUACAUGGUGACAGCUAGAGGAGUCCACCUCCUGCACAGGGUGGAGACCAAAUUUGACAUGCCUCUUUACCCUGCAAUGUGGCUUGGAGCCAACUGUACCAUCACACUCUGUACCGUAAACUGAGCAUGGUCAUCAAAAUAUUUAGAUAUAUUAUGUCACUAAACACAGACUUUUUGGUGUUAUUUAAAAAAAA